CUUCGAAUAGUAAAUGUAGUCGAAAUAUCAGUAAAGAUGGUUUGAAGUUCCCCUUGUGGGCAGCAAAAAGUAUGAACGGUGUUUCUGUUUGUCUUGAAGAAAUAGCUUUGGAAGGUUUGGACGGUAUUACAUUAUCGACAUUAUGGCGAAGAAUGAAAUCUGCCAUGUUGUUUUCUGUUGUUGAUGAUACUUAUAAGGAAUUUUUAUGGCGAUGUGUAACGUCUUGUAAAGAUAUUGAGAGUUUUCUACUGCCAGAACCACGUCCAGAAAUCAACUGUGUAGAUGAUGAGAAAAAGGCUUAUCCUUAUCAUUGUAUUAAAGGAGAAAGUGUUCGGGGCUCUUGUGCCACAUUCAAAACACGGUCAAAGAUCGAUGUUAGCAAUAAAAGUCUUAAAAAUGCUGCAGUAACAUACGGAAAUCGGCUUGUGCUUGUUGCUUCACAACUGUUGCGAAAUCAAGUAUUGUUUGGUGAGGAGUUUGAAGUUAAUGUAAAUAUAUCAGAAAUGUGUUAUUGUUUGUUGGAAAUUAUUGCACGUUCAAGGAAACUUGGCUGUUUGCAUUCAGAUCUUGGUAUAAACACAAAGACAGACAGCAAAAAUUUGUUCUACGCUGUAAAAGUAUUGGCAAAAUUAGAUCUUAUAACAAAGCAAUCUGUUCUAGCUCGACGAUCUCUAGCCACUUCAAUACUUUACUUGAAGAAAUUUCACAUUGAACAUAGUUUUGACUCAAUUAAGUCCAAACUGUCUGCAGCAUUGAAUAAAGCUCCAAGUGCAAGUUGCACAAUUGAAAGUCUUUGUAAAGAGCUUGGUGAAUCACAUGAUGAUGUAAAAAAGGUUAUUGAUGAAUUGGCAAAAUCUGGUCACGUUUGUUACAUUACUAAGGAACCAAAUAACACUGAGAUUUUAGAUUUUGUACAAGAACAAAAGGAUAAUAGAAUUGUGAAGUCUGUUUGUACAUUCUAUAAUCUCUCAGCUGAAGAAAUGGAUGAGUAUGAAGAUGAAGAGUGGAUGCAGUCAGAAUAUCAAGAUUUAUCCAUGAAUAUUCCCGCAGAAAUUCCCAUAUUACAUGUUGUUUAUGCAUACAUUGCAAAAAAAGGAGAAACAGGAGCAAGUCUAACAGAGUGUUGUCAAGCAUUAAGUUUUCCCUAUUUUAUCAUGAGAAAAACAUUGUACGAUAUGGAAUGUCUUCAGAUGAUUUAUUGUAAGUUUGUUGAUUGUGGAAAAACAAAAAUGAAUGUUUACUUUAUAAGAAAUGACCAAAUUUUUCCAGGAAAACAACCAUCAGACGUUAAAAGGGGUUCUCUCAUAAAUAAUAUGGCUAUGGAAAACUCUCAUGUUUCAGCUAUAUUUUCACCAACAGAUGUAAAUCCUUUUCACGAAAGCUUCAGUGGAUCAACUGAGGCUACAGUUAGUGAGAUAAAUAACAUCUCUCAAAGUCAACCAUCUACGUCGAAAGAAUUGAAAUCAACUUCUGCUGAAGAUUGUACUCAAGCAAAAAAUGAAAGAAUUUUGAAAUGUCAACAACAUAAUAUCAGUUCAUCUAUAACUACAUCUGAGUCAUUGACAGUGAAAAACGGCAACACAGGUGGUCGAACCCGGACUCGAGCUGAAAAAACAUUGGAGUGUGAAUCUUUUCUCAGACGCAAACAACUUAUUCUUAAUAUGAUAAAAAAUUUAAAAGUUGUUGCUACAUUUCUUCCAAUAAAACAAUUUGUAACCUCAGAAGAAAGAAAGAUGGGUGUUGAAGUUACAGUUGAUCGCCGAAGUGUUAUAUCACUUCUACAAGUUUUGAUUGAAGAUAAUCUAGUGAAGAAGAUUAAUGUGAAAGUUCAAAUUGAUAAUGAUGAGAAUUCUGUUGACUUCUAUUGUGACAGCGAUAUUGGAGAACAUUGUAAGGAAUUCAUUUCUUGUUUACAACAAUUUAAAGACAAAAUCAUCGUUAAGAAUGCAAACGGGGUGAAUGUUUUUUCAAAUAAUCAAAGUUUUGAAACCAGCGUUCUUCCCAAAUGUGCAAGAGUUGAAAUUUUACAUAUGUUUUUAUAUUACAUAACCUACUCGAUUGCAGAUUCGAAGGACAAUCUUACAGAGCUACGAAAGAAAUAUGAUUGGACCGAGUUUCUGUCACGUGAGCAUACACUUACGUACUUAGGAAAAGGAUGGUUUACUCCUUAUUCUGCUUUGAUGCUUCUCCCGGUGUCUCUAUAUGUGAAACUUGUUAAAUCACCAUUGUACAAUGUUAUUAUUAAAAAGUACUAUGACGAUCCAUCGACACGAAAUAUGCUGCUGAAAGAUCUACCGCCAUUGGCAAGGUACGUUCUAUAUAAUCAGAGAAACGAUUUCCUGUUUGGAUGUUUCGAAUUUCUUGUGUAUUUUGGUCUCAUGACACCUAGUAACAAGAGUAUUUUUUUGCAUGAGAGAGAUGUUGCUUGCUAUCUUCAUCCCUGUGCAAUAUUGAAAAACACACGAGACUCUGAACCAGGUUACGAUGAAGUAAAACACCCAAAUGACGAGGAAUUCGUCGAAGAAAAAAUUGUUUUUGACAAAAUAGCCAAUGUUGAGUAUUAUUGGGAAUCACUGAGAAAGAUUUGCUUCGAAACUCCUUUAAAUAGAAGAAGUGGACCUGGGAAAAAGCCUCGCCCUCGUACUCACCCAAAAAAUCUCGUGAAUUAUGUCGUUGAUGAGAAGGAGAUUUCUGAGUAUGCUAAACUUCCAGGUGAUGGUCUAGGUGCUGCUGGUUUUGAUUCACAAAUUUAUGUUCAUCUUCAUUCAAAAUGGAAAUUUUCAUUGCUUGAAAAACGAGAGAGAGUAAAAAAGACGAAUAUUGACGACGACUUGAAUUGGCAAAAUUCUUUCCCAAAUGAUGUGGUGAAUGUUGACUUGAAAAAUGCUCCUGCGAAACGUAAACGACCGAGUAAACACGUGGGUGUGACUAAGAAACAAAAGAUUGUGGAGAAUCAAGUCAAUCAUUCUAACUGCCAGAUUGAAGUCAUCAAAAACCAGAAGAUUGGUAAAGGUCCAAUUAAUCAUUCCCACCGCAGUAAAGAAGUUAUUAAAAACAUGAAGUUUAGAGAAAGUCGAAUGGAUCAUCCUGAUUGUAGGAAUAAAGUCUUAAAAAAUGACAUGACGGCUUGUGUAGAGAAAAGAAAAUGUGAAAAAGUAGUUGAAAGGGCCGAAACGUCUGCGAAAACAACUGUGCAAGACAAGAAGCAAAAGAAAAAGAAGAAUUCUAAAACUGUUCCUCAUAAAAAACAUGGACACUGGCACACACAGGUCCACGACGCGAGAGACGUUGAAGCUCUGAAAAUGAAGGAAGCUCGAACAAAAUUUUCCCCGCAGCAAAUGAAGCUGCUGUUUAUAUGUUGUGUUGCGAUGCGUAUUAUUGGUAGAAAGUCCACUGAUACCGGUUAUAAAGAUUGGUUGUGGACUAGAGAUGUUUUGUACAAAGAGGAUUAUGAAUCUUCCAAGACUAAGACUGCAUUGUCUAUCAGCCGUAAAUACACGACGAUGUUUAAAAAUGCUCAAACCAAAAAAAACCUUGAAAUUUGUGUUGCCGAAUGUCUUCAAGAGAAAGAAUUUGAACCGUAUGUUAACAUCGGAAAGAACUGUGAAGAAACAACAUUUAAUGAAUGUGUUGAAUUGCUUAAGAAAAAAUAUAGCAUGCAAAAUAUUGUUAGCAACAGUAUAUCACUACCUUCGACAACCCAAGAGUUUCAAUGUCAAAAGAAUUCACAGUUAAACAGUCUUGAAGUUGAGAUUGAUGACAAGUGUGAUUCAGACAUUCUCACGUUAGAGUCUCGGGAAGCCUCAAUUGCUGAUAUUCGUCAACGAAUCAUUCGAGACGCAAUUGUGUCUGCGUUAUUGUUAAACAAGACCUGCUACAAGUCACAUAUCGCUUUCAGAUUUCUCAGCCAGUUCAGUGAAGAAGAGUUAAUCAUUGCUGUUGCGUUAUUGAAGAACGCUCGUAUUGUUGUUCGUAAACAACUGCGACAUGCCAAAAAUGGUUAUGACUUGGCAUCUUGUGCCUUUAGUCAAAUGUUAUCAACUCAUGGUCAGUACAUCAUCGACCAUCACUUUUCCUCAGAACUUGUGCAGGAGGCUAGCUUGUUUUAUGAUGAAAUAUCUAACGCUUGCAACUCUAGUGACAGUCAUCAAAAUUUUCUACCAUUGAAACUUUCAGAUAGUUCUAUUUCUGGAGGAAAAGUUCAUUGCAUUUUUUCUUUGUUAGCCUCUCGAAGGUUAGGGGUAAAUAUGCAUGUACCAAACUGCUUUCUUGCGCUUGCUGGGAAACCAACAAAAGACACAUCGUCCUGUGGAAAUAAAAGUAAUUCUGAUAAAAAAGAGAACGAAGGAGUGCGUACAGGUGAUGUUACAAAAAAAUCUGCCGGAAGAUUAACAUGCAAUGUCGACGAAUCGAUAAAUGAGGGUUUGUUCACAAAGGAGAUUACAAAUGAAUCAACCGAUAAUUGUGCUAAACUUGUGGACCAAAGAAUGUUGAAAGAAAGCAUUGAUGAAUCACUAAAUAAGAAUUUCACCAAGCCCGUAGAUGAAGAAUCUUUUUCGAAAGAAAUUGUGGAUGAAUCAACUGGAGGUGAAAAUUCAACUGAACGAAUUGACAAAGAAAUGGUUUCACACGAUUUAAGAGUUAAAUCAAAUGCAAAACUGGUUGAGAACACUACCGAAUCCGUAGAUGAAGGAAUAAUGUUCAAGGACAUUAUUGAUACAUCAAAAGACAAUAAUACAGUUUCUGAUGAAGAAGGGCGAGUGAUACCUGGAAAUGUUAAUCGUAAACACCGCAAUGAUAUGUUACUUGAUGUUCUUUGUGGCAUUGAAGAUCAUUUAUUUGGCUCUCUGCAUUUGGAAAGUGAAACUCCCAUUUAUAAUGUUGCUCUUCAGCCAUCGCCGUCUUUCAAAUGUAUGCUGAAAACAUCCGCUGCUGAUAUUGGAAGCAUCAACAAUGGCAAUCACGUCGUUAUCGGGGAAGCAGAGAAGUCAAGUUUGCAGGAUAGACUUAUUCAUGAAGCUUAUCUUAAAAGAUUUGCUCAGUUCCAACGUACUGGAGAUUCUAAUAAAAUAUACUUUAGUAUCAACCCAUGCAAAGUUGAAGUUAGUCUAUUGAGAGAUAUUGAGAUAAACCUUCCAAAUAAUACUAAAAAUCUUGGCCAGAGCGUAAAACGUCACUUCAUGUUGCAAGGUUUAAGAAUGCCACAGACUAUUGAAGAAUGUACUAUGACUUGUUCAACAAUGUUCGGUUACAGUUUGGCUGACUGCAAAGCAUUGACUGUUGUAUAUGAAACAAUAUGUCGCAGCAAAGAAAUUGGAGUUUCCUCUGAUGACGUAAAAAAAUCUAUUUUGGCUGGAAGAAACGAUUUGAAAACUAUGUCUAUUGACGGCUUGAUUAAAGUGCUAGAGGCAUUUUGUCUUGUUUAUAAAGUUGGUUUUAUUGAUGUGUGUUACGUUGCAAAAACCUUUAAAUAUCAUUGGUUUUUAAAUAUUCAGGAAAGUCAAGAAGAAUCAUCAAGUGCUUCAAAGAAGAGAGACAAAGUUGUAAGUUCAGUCGAACAAGUGUCUUCUGUUUUGCCAGAAUCCCCUGACAAAGAUACAUCCACGAUCGAUUUCAACUCGGAAAGUCUUGAUUAUUCCGAGAAUAAUCGUUGUAGAAGCCAAGUAUCUUCCGAGACACAAACCGAAAAUUACUCUGACAAAUUAUGUCGACCUUGGAUUACAAUGUCAGGAGAUGUGAACAAAAAUGCUUAUAACGUGUUUCAUCGCAGUGUGUUAGCUUACAUUAUAAGAUAUCCUGGUGUCCAAAAAUACACCAUAUGCAAACACUUUCUCAAUGUUUUAUAUCCUAUUGCCAUUGACGACAUUCUUACAAAGCUAGAGGAGUGUGACUGCGUUGAACGGAAUGUUUGUUUCGUUGAACGAUCCAGUUUGUUUUCUUCAAAUGUGAAAAAGAAGUCAACUUAUUAUCAUUCCAAACCUGAUGCUUUGUGUAAAAUGUUUCGACGUAUUUUUAUAAGAGAGUAAAACAUGGUGUAAAAUCUUUGGAAGUGUAUAACAGUGUACUGCUGGAGUUUUCUUCUUUUGUUAUGUAAUUUGAAAAUCCAUCGUCUAUUUGGAAUGUUUGAUGUAUGAAAGAAAAGUCUGAAUAAUUACAAUAGAGAUGAAGAAUAAAGAGUGAAAAUAACGAUAAAAUAUACAAUCCACAAGUUGCAUUGACUCAUGAUGUUAUAUCAUGCACUAUUGUACUUUAUGCAAUGGGGACGUUAGUUGUUUGUGUAUAAUGUUGUAAGUUACAUAUUAUUACAGAGUAAAAAUAUACAAUCAUUUUGUUCAGUUUA
Xenia sp. Carnegie-2017 is the source of this 6340-nucleotide messenger RNA. RefSeq names its product general transcription factor 3C polypeptide 1-like. Bases 72 to 6026 code for a protein of 1984 amino acids. Gene Ontology annotation, biological process: transcription initiation at RNA polymerase III promoter; 5S class rRNA transcription by RNA polymerase III. The record is from RefSeq and is a predicted model, not a curated record. Gene Ontology annotation, cellular component: transcription factor TFIIIC complex. Gene Ontology annotation, molecular function: DNA binding. The transcript has a single exon. NCBI's taxonomy places the organism in Eukaryota, Metazoa, Cnidaria, Anthozoa, Malacalcyonacea, Xeniidae.